Durusdinium trenchii is the source of this 543-nucleotide messenger RNA. Lineage: Eukaryota; Dinophyceae; Suessiales; Symbiodiniaceae. The record is from the annotation of a GenBank genome assembly.
AUGAUGCCCGUUGAGGCGGGGAAGUUCCUCCUGAGCCUGCGAGAGCUGGGUGGCGGCUCGGCGGGUGUGGCUUGGCGCCGGCUCUUUGAGAACGACGAAGUGAAGUUCGACGACUUUUGCGGCGCCUUAGUGAGCCUUCACUUCUCAGGAGACGUGAUUCGACUCUGGCACGAGCUGGCGGGUCCUUCCACGCCCCAGUUGAAGUUCGAGGCGGUGGAUAAGGAAAGCGCCUUGCUGCUCAAUGCCUUUAAGGUCUGGUGCUCCAUUGGCGAGCGCGAUGGUCCGUUAGAGGUCUUCCGCACCAUCGACCAAGCGUUCGAGGGCAGCGACUCCCUGACGGCGGAGAAGUUUGUGGACGGUCUACAGCGCUUGGGCUUCUUCGAUCCUCCCGGUGUGUUGGCGAAGGAGGCGAUCUGGAAGAAGCUGGAAACGCGGGAGAGACCCGACGGCUGCGACGACUGCGGCCGUGGGAGCUGGGCAUUGUGGGAGGGUUGCCUUUUUGGCGACUGGAGGAUGGUGGUGUGUGAAAAGGGGGUGCGGUAG